AGCCCCCCAUACCCACCGCUUGCCAGGCUCGGAAGCCUACGGGGGAGCAGCCGCACAGAGAGAUCAGGCUGGAUCGAAGUACCCAGGGUGACCCCUGACUUUUCUCCACAAGUCUGCUCACAAGGCGCAGGUAGAAGCGAAGCGGCCAGCAGAUCAGGGCCUUGCACAGUCUGAGGGGCUACUUGUUUGCUGCUUGCUGCUUGAACCCUACUGUCUGAAAGCCACAAUGUCACAGUUCAGCACACUGUCUCCCAGAGAAAGGAAGAUGCAAGCAGAUGCUAUUUGUCGAGAGAUCCAUGGUGGCGCCAACGGUGACACUAUGGACCUGGGUAAAAAACUAUGCACACCAAAAGACAUCAUGCUGGAGGAGCUGUCUUUGUCGACGAAUAGAGGCUCUCGGCUCUUCAAAAUGAGACAGAGACGAUCUGAGAAAUACACUUUUGAAAGCAUUCAGAAUGAAGCUAACACAGCGUUAAAUGAGAGUGACGUCCCAGUGGAGACUGUUGAGGGUUCUGAGAGCCAAGGAGACGCGUCAAAAACACCUCCAAACACCCCAGAUAGGAACGCACCGAACCCUGAAGGAAUAGCACCAGGUUAUGCAGGUCCACUGAAGGAUGUUCCUCCUGAGAAGUUCAACGCGACUGCCAUGCCCAAAUCCUAUCACUCUCCCUGGGAGCAGGCCAUCAUCAAUGACCCAGCCCUGGCCGAGACACUCAACCUGAAGAUGCCUGCUCCUGAACCCAAACAGGAGGCCCCUGAUUUUAGAAGCUUCAACAGGGUGGCUACACCGUUUGGAGGCUUUGAUAAGGCCCCCCGGGGCAUCACCUUCAAGGUGCCUGCCCUGGACCUGAACCCGCCUGCCUACCCUGAGCUGCAGGAGCCUGGUGUGAAGAGACCCAGCUUCAACAGGAUGGCACAAGGCUGGAUCUCGGAUGGCACUGCAAUCCUGCUGCCCACCGUGGGCCUGGACCCCCCAGAGAUUCCCGAGUCUGAUGACCUCUAAAGAUGGACACCAAGGAGAACCAAAAACAAUGCAUGGGCUGCAAUCAACCAGAAAAAAAAACAUUGUGCUUGAGCUUGUCCACAAUCUUGUGUACAGAAUUGGGAGGGUUUUGCCUUGUCGGUGCAGGUGUGGGAUCAGUGGAGAUAAAGAAAUUCAGAUCACUCAAAUGAUUUCAGAUCAGUACUGCACAGUCAACUCUCAAGUACGCUAGAACCUUGUGCUUUGUACAGAAAUACUAUUUAAAUACAUUGACAUGGGAGGGGAGUCAACAAUCGGGCCCUAAACGAUGCACUCCCUGAAUGAAACUGGCCCCCUUUGGAAAGAGAAUAUUUUUAUUGUACUGUAUAUGUCCCCUAUUCCUUUGACACACACCAUGUUAGAAAUCACAUCAGAUAAGGGCCUACAUGCCAAAACAAGUGAGUCUACAACUCGCAAAAGAUUUUUAAUGCAAUUUACAAUUACCCAAAUCCUUGUAUUCUCACUGACAUUUAAACCAUUCACAGGGAAAUAUGUUGUUCAAUGACAACAGUAGGCCUACCAACAUACUCCACAGGCUUUUUAAUUUUUUUGACUACAAUUUAUUGUUUAUUUAUUCUUGUGUAUAGUUAUCACAGUUUGGAAAUAAAGAGGCCAGGAUACAAAUCAA
Engraulis encrasicolus (European anchovy) is the source of this 1649-nucleotide messenger RNA. It is a transcript of the gene myoz2b, whose product is annotated as myozenin 2b. Gene Ontology annotation, molecular function: telethonin binding; actin binding; FATZ binding. The record is from RefSeq and is a predicted model, not a curated record. The transcript is spliced from 6 exons. The coding region runs from base 227 to 1003 and encodes 258 amino acids. Gene Ontology annotation, cellular component: Z disc; actin cytoskeleton. Lineage: Eukaryota; Metazoa; Chordata; Actinopteri; Clupeiformes; Engraulidae.